Molecule: messenger RNA, 1370 nt
Organism: Centruroides sculpturatus (bark scorpion)
Lineage: Eukaryota; Metazoa; Arthropoda; Arachnida; Scorpiones; Buthidae
Product: beta-2-glycoprotein 1-like
Exons: 8
Coding region: 48-1028 (326 amino acids)
Source: RefSeq, a predicted model, not a curated record
UAAUUAUAUACAAAUAUUUUCUAUAUACUUUUAUUACUAUUUUUAUCAUGCGUAAGGGAAUUAUCAAUUACUUGAUAUUUACAGGAUUAAAUUUAAGUUUUAUGUGUGAAGAAGUACAGAAUCACUCAAAAUGUGCACCGAUUACAUUCAAGAAUGGAUUUUUUAAUGUAACUGCACGUCGAUAUGAAUGUAACAAUGAUUAUUAUUAUUACAUGUUUGGAAAUAAUAGGUUAGAAUGCCGAGAGGAUGGAAAUUGGAAAGGUGAAAUACCUUAUUGUGCUAGAACAAUUUCUAUACAACUAUGGAAAGGCGAUUAUGAAAUAAUUCUUAACAAUCGAUGUGAUAAUUCUAAUGGUGAUAAACCAUGGGAGAUAGAAGUAUUCGGUAAACCAUUCUCUGCUGUAAGAAUAAUAUUUAAAGGAAAUGUUGAUAACAUUGGAUGUCCUGAUGUGAAUUUAAGUAUUAACAAGAAAACGUACGAUGAAACUUAUAAAAUUUGCGAUUUUUAUAACAAAUACUUUGCAUACGAAUUUAAAAAUAUUAUGAAAAUAAACAUUAAAUUUUCUAUAAAGAAAGGUUCGUCUUAUUUUGAUUUAUGUGGAAUCUACGUUUAUUCCAAAUCAGAAGAAAAAUGUUCCAUUGCAUCAAUAACUCUACCAAAUGGAUAUAUUUCUCCUUCAAAUGUUAACUCGUUAAGCUAUGGAGAACACGUGUCAUUUAACUGCAAUGAGGGUUUUCAACUGAAUGGAUAUCGAUAUCUUUAUUGUGGAGUGACAGAUAUAUCGACUCAAAUACCUCAAUGUCAACGGAUCCAAUGCAAAAAUUCUCCGAUGAAUAUAUUAAAUGGUAUGUGGGAAAAUUGGAAUGGCACUAAACGUUACUUUUAUGAACACGAAAUUCGUCUUAUUUGUCAUCCUGGUUAUAAAUUAAGUGCCACAGGAAAUAUUAAAUGUCUUAAGAACGGAGAAUGGUCCCAUACUCAUGCAGCUUGUAUAGAGAAGAAAUUUCCAAUAUAUUUAAGUAAGUAAAUAAUAACAGAAUAAAAUUUUAAAUAUCGGAAUAAAUAGAUUUAUAUACAGUAUCUUGUAUAUUAAACUUUCACAAAGAGAUUCGAUAUAAGAAUUCUCCCAUCGCUACAUUAAAUGGAAUAUUGAAAAAUUGGAAUCAAAGUAAGAAUUACUCCUACGAAGAUGAACUUCAUCUCACUUGCGAUGAUGGUUAUAAAUUAAAUGCCACGGGAACUAUUAAAUGUCUUGAGAAUGGAGAAUGGUCUCACACUACUUCUAUAUUCUUGAGUAUUUGAAAAUUUCUGAAAUUUUAUUUCUUAACUAGCUGCAAGGACCCACUUCGCUGGGUUUUUAUUCGUUCGU